CCUGGCAUGAUGCGCCAGCGGGCCUGCUUCCUUCACUGCCUCUUUUCUGUAAUAGAACCUCUUAGUGGCACUGUACUGCCUGGAAGACCAAGUUAGCCACCAACGAGACCGCACCAUCUGUUGCCUCUUUCAGGCUAGGCUCUGGUCGACUGCCACAGCACACCGGCCAAUCGCAGCACGGCAAACUCACUGGACCCAUACCACAUACCACACCAAACCUGCGGCGUGGAGACCCCUUGCCCGCCGGUCGCUCGCUGUGGCUACGGGGGGUGGGUUCCCCAUGCAGCCACCAAAACGCACUAGCACUGCUUAAGCUGGUGCUGGUGCUGUCGGCCGGGACGGCACAGUACGCGUGGACACUGUAUUUUUUCCAGUUGCCUACCUGCCUGCCCACCCCCAGCAAGCCCCCCAAGCCGACGGGCGCCAAUAAAGCCAAUGCGAAACAGGUGCUGGUGCUUGUCCGGGACUGUCGCUGCUGCUGUUGCUGGUACUAUUCCUUUCUCGUCUCAAUCCUUUGCCUGCUUUUUCCCUUUUCUCUUCCUCUUCUCUUGCAACCUUGCCUUCUUCCUCUUUCUUCUCCUUUUCUUCUUCUUUUCUCUCUAGGCAUCGCAAGGCGCUUCAGAUCACCGCUCCUCCUCCCUCCUCCCUCGUCCUCUUUCUUCUUCCCCCCAAGAGUAGAGGCAAGGCAAAAGAACACCAAGUAACCUGCUGUCGCACCCUUCUCUUCGCCAAGGCUCGCAGCAGUUUUCUUGCAAUUACUUUUCAUCUGUCCCGGAAUCUACCACGCCUCGCCGUAUUUUUUGGGGCCCCUUCUGUGGACGACGACAUUCCUUUUCCCGCCGCGCAAAGGUGACAUGCAGCUGGUGUCCCUCCACUGCGCCGUGGCCCUCCCGACUCUUAUCGCCCCUCCCUAAUCGCUAGAGAGCUCUCGGUGCUCCCCGCCAUUUUCUUCGACUGCCCCUCGGUCGCCGCCAGAACUCUUCCCAGCCCACCAACACCACCAAUUUCCUGGCGUGUGACGGUGCUGCAUUUAACGAGCUGACGAAUUUUGUUAUCCUUUCUUUCCUUUUCUUCGUUUAUUCCCCGGGGUUUUAUUUUAUUUCCGAGCCUGACGACCAAUAUUUUUCUUCUUUAAAACUGCUUCUGCGGGACAUGGUAAUCAACGACUCUGCGCCUCGGUCAUCCAGAGCUCUCAACAUGUCCAACGCUACCGUGGCCGCUGCCAACUCGGCGGCUGCCAACGCCGACGCCAAAACUACUGAUGCUGCUACCGCCAAUGCUAAGCCGGCCAACAACUUUCCCCCGCCAAAGACCGAUAAACCACGCCCUCACGUCUGUACGACUUGCCAGCGAUCCUUUGCUCGUCUCGAGCAUUUGAAACGUCACGAGCGAUCCCACACAAAAGAAAAGCCGUUUGAAUGCCCCGAGUGUGCACGAUGCUUUGCUCGACGAGACUUGCUGCUUAGACACCAGCAGAAGUUGCACCAGACGUCUACGCCAUCGUCACGCCCGCGCAACCGUCGGGAGUCUGCCAGCGGCGUUACACCUGCCCAGGCUAGACGCAAGAGCAGCAUCGUCGGUGCUAGCCCCGUGGUAGGAGCCAAUGCCAGCGGUAACGCCUCGAUGCGUCCGCGAGCCAACACCAUCAGCCAUGUCGAUAUCAACGCCAUGCAAAUGAUUGCCUCUGCGACAGCAAGCGCAGCGCGAGGCCCAGGCGGCCAUAACAGGCACCCUAGCCUGUCCGGCCUCCCCGCCAACGCCAUGCACGGUCUUGGCCUCUCUCUUAUGAACCAGAGAGGGCUCUCGCAGACGCUGGGUAAGCUUGACACGGCGACCCUCGCCAACGGCGAAUUCGACGCUGGCUUGAGAACGGCGCCGGCGCUGUCUGCCUUUACACCAGACUUUGACUUUGAAAAUUUUGUCUUUGGGUCUGGUUCUACGAUUAACCCCAAUGCGUUACAUUACAGUGAUUCAGCGCACUCGGUUGGUCUGGAUCAACGCUCACCUUUUCCUGGAACACUAAACGAUAUUUCGUCGACACAGACAUUUGAAGACAACUUUGACUGGGUCACUGGCUUUGAGAACCAGAUUAACAUCCGGUCCAAUGAAAACGUGAUUGAUGGAUCUAGCCCGUCGGCAAUUAGCACGACGAGCCAGAGUGGAAUGAGCGACGUUAUGGUAGAUGGAUCGAACCAGCCGCUCCCGGCGUCGACAAGCAGCAUGUGGCAGCCGUCCGUGAUGGGACCGCCACAGCUGACGAACCCGUUCGCGAUGGAUCUCAAUGGGUCAGUCUUUCCGGACCUCCUCAAUGGAGCACCUGUAUCACCUCAGCCAGCUUCUCAAAAGAUUAAUGACCCGUACCUCUCCGCCUCUCACAAUUCAAUGCGAUCGCUAAGCCCAUCCGCAGUCAAGACCAGAGGAGCGCUCCAUCCAUUAGGCCUCCACGCCGUUCCGGACGUCCAACCAACCCUCCCUCCAGGUAACAACGGCGCCUCUCCCGUAACCACCAUCACAGAAGCCACAAGGACCGCAAUCGUGAAUACACUCUCCCACCGUCAAAACUUUGGCGGCCGUAAGCGUACCCUAGCCACCUCUCCAUCCGCCCAAGGUCAAGUCGGAAUGGGAGCAGGUUUUAAUCUGCCUAGCAUUCAGGACCUCCAACGAUAUGUGGCAUCCUAUCUCUCUUACUUCCACCCUCAUUUUCCAUUCCUCCACCUUCCCACACUCUCGUUUGACAUGAGCACUGCUCCCACUGAUGAAGACGGUGCCAUUGGUGGCCGCGGCUGCCUUCUUCUCGCCAUUUCCAUGAUUGGCGCCCUGUACGCCGGUGAUGCUGCCCAGUCAAAGGAUUUGUUUGAAAUGUCCAAGAAGAUGAUAUUCCUGUUUCUUGAAGAACGCCGCAAGGCCGAAAUGGAUCGCCACGCUGACGCCAAAGCCCGCAGGAGCGCUUCUGCCGGGGCCGACCACUCCUCGAUGCCUAGUGACGAUGGUGCUGAUACACCAGUAUGGCUCGUACAAGCCAUGCUUCUCAACGUCUCCUACGGCCACAACGUCAUCGACAAGAUUGCUACCUCCAUCGCUUCGACUCACUGUAUUGCACUGGUUAGUCUUGCGCAGGCGGCCGGCUUGGGCAAGCAAACACCGCUUUCCACUCCGCCUGCCGAUAUUGUCAUGUCUGAUGACCCGAAUGUGAAUUGGUCCAAGCAUGCAGAACUGCUUGAACACCAACAGUGGAUAGAGUGGUCGAGGAUGGAGGAGCGCAAGCGGACCAUGUAUGCCGUCUUUAUCCUAUCUAGCUUGCUGGUUACGGCUUACAACCACGCGCCUCCCCUUACCAACUCAGAGAUUAGCCUGGAUCUGCCAUGCGACGAAGAGUUCUUCUCUGCCGAAUCGAGCACCGCAUUCUUUGCCAAGGGCGGCAUUGAGGCUGCUGCGCACAAUACAGUACCUUUCUCAGAGGCGUUGGCGGAACUUCUUCACGCAGGCGAGCGCCAAAAGCAGCAGCAAGGUGACUCUCAAAACGCACAAGCAAGCAAUCUCAAGACCAGUUCAGUUGGUUGCCUGCUACUCAUUUAUGCAUUACAUAAUUAUAUUUGGGAGACGCGUCAACGUCAUCAAAACGAAGUUUGGACUACCGAAGAGACCGAAAAAAUGCAUCGACACAUCGAACCCGCACUACGAGCCUGGCAGAUUCUGUGGGCAAACAAUCCACAACACUCGGUAGCGCAGCCCAUUGGGAUUGGGCUGGGACCGGCUUCAUCCGACGCAAUUCCUCUUCUAGAUUUAGCUUAUGUACGCCUGUUUAUUGAACUGGCCGGAGCCAAGGAAAGGUUCUGGGACCGCGACUGGGAAGGCAUGGCGGCUGAGAUUGCAAAGGGCAGCCAGCUCGUGCCGGUUGCUGGCCGAUCUCCGGGCUCCAACGAUGGCACCGAAAAUACAGACGGCACCGACACCUCGGUUCACGGAUCGGUCUUCUCCGCAUCUCCUGCGAAUCAGAGCACCACAACUGACGGUUCGAUGAACAAGGCACCACUGAGCGGCGCUUUGACGGAGAGUGAGAAACUCGCCAGCCGCCGUGAGAAGCAUCUGCGCAAGGCUUCAUUCUUUGCAGCCGACUCGCUGGCCAUGUCUGAAAGUCUUGGAUUUGCCAUGUCCACAACUCACGGUCCAGAAUUGGCUCUCCCUGCGGCAUUGUGCAUUUUUGAAUGUGCGCAGGUGCUAAUUGAGUGGGUAGCAACUGUGCAGGACCGUGUGGGAGCAUACAUUGGUAUCAUGGGCCGAGACGAGAUUGAUUUCGGCUCCAUGCCAGCCAUCAUGGUCUUGGAGGAUGACGACGUGAAGUUGCUGGAGAAGGUGCAGAACAUGAUUGCAGCAGCAGAGUCCAAGAUUAAGCUGCAGCUGACCAUGGACGGCAGCGACCAGGACUUUGUGCUGGACAAUUCUGGCGGGUUCUGCUCGAAGCUGCUUCAGCUAGUGGGAAUGAUGUUUGAUAAGGCCGGCGUGUGGCAAGUAUACAACCUCAUGUCGCAGUGUGCGCUGGCCCAGGUUUCGGCGUGUACCGCGCGAGCCGAGCGAUCAGUAGCAGCCCGGGGCUAGUAUGAUUCUUGCUAUGUAUUUGAACAUGCUUAACUUGGCAAGCGAUUCAUUCUACUACUGUAUUUCAUAUCAUGUAUUGGGUUGGGAAAUCUUUUUUAUUUUAUUUUACAGAAAAUUAAAACAAACAUGUUGUCAAACAACAAAGAGACGGGUUCUUCUUCGCCUGUAAUUAUACUGCUGCCUAUGUACUUUAGCCUGCAUCUCCUCUGUAGGCAUUGUAAUUAUCAUAACCGUAAUUUUGCUG
This is a messenger RNA of [Torrubiella] hemipterigena, 4840 nucleotides long. NCBI's taxonomy places the organism in Eukaryota, Fungi, Ascomycota, Sordariomycetes, Hypocreales, Clavicipitaceae. The record is from the annotation of a GenBank genome assembly.